GAGAAGUCGGUGGCUUUUUCUUCUCAGCGCACGAGUCGCGCUCCAGCGGCCCGCGCGCUUGCUGCAGGAACCAGCUCCAGGCGCUGGCGCCGGGGCCCUGGGGAGGAAGCGACUUCGUUCUCCGCAGCGGGCGCGGCCCUGGGCACUGCGAGCCUCCUGAGCUCCGGGAGCUGCGGCCUCUCUGUGCACGGCAAUACAGAGUGCUUCACAACCUUUGGAGAUCGCCUAGCAACCUCCCUUAGGGGUUCUGUCCGGCCCUCACUGGAGAUCUGGAGUCAACGCCCCGAGAUUGAUGAGUUUGUCUUGGGAGUCAGUGAAGAGGUGAAAUAAAGGCCAACAUGGGUCAGAAGGUCACGGGAGGGAUCAAGACUGUGGACAUGCGGGACCCCACAUACCGGCCUCUAAAGCAGGAGCUCCAGAGUCUGGAUUAUUGCAAGCCCACCCGGCUGGACCUGCUGCUCGACAUGCCCCCCGUGUCCUACGACGUCCAGCUGCUCCACUCCUGGAACAAUAAUGACCGUUCGCUCAACGUCUUCGUGAAGGAGGACGACAAGUUGAUCUUUCACCGGCAUCCGGUGGCCCAGAGCACAGACGCCAUCAGGGGCAAAGUUGGGUACACACGUGGACUGCACGUAUGGCAGAUCACAUGGGCCAUGAGGCAACGAGGCACGCAUGCCGUGGUGGGAGUGGCCACAGCAGAUGCCCCUCUGCACUCUGUUGGGUACACAACCCUUGUAGGAAAUAACCAUGAAUCCUGGGGCUGGGACCUGGGACGUAACCGUCUCUACCAUGACGGCAAGAACCAGCCAAGUAAAACAUACCCGGCCUUUCUGGAGCCAGAUGAGACAUUCAUUGUCCCUGACUCCUUUCUUGUGGCCCUGGACAUGGAUGAUGGGACUUUGAGUUUCAUCGUGGAUGGACAGUACAUGGGAGUGGCUUUCCGGGGACUCAAGGGUAAAAAGCUGUAUCCUGUGGUGAGUGCCGUCUGGGGCCACUGUGAGAUCCGCAUGCGCUACUUGAACGGACUUGAUCCUGAGCCCCUGCCACUCAUGGACCUGUGCCGGCGUUCCGUGCGCCUAGCGCUGGGAAAGGAACGUCUGGGUGCCAUCCCCGCUCUGCCGCUACCUGCCUCCCUCAAAGCCUACCUCCUGUACCAGUGAUCCACAUCCCAGGACCGCCAUACGACAGCCACCUGGUGCCAACUCACUGAGCCGUUGGGGUCCACUGACCCCUGCGCCUGGGAUGGACGCCCACCCUCAGCCAUGGGCAGAUGUACCCUCUCACCCUACCAGCUGCCUCUGCUGGGCGGACCAAUGCCAACGGACUUCUCCCUUCCCAACACUGGCUGAAGCAGCAGCAUCCAGGCCCUUCCCUGAACCAGAUGCAGAGAAUAAACUAUGAGAACCUCUCUCAGGCGCCUUCUGCUCUCAGGUGGAGUGGGCUGCCCCCCCCCCUCGCUGCAGAGAGAGUCUGCACCCAUCUGGGGGGUCCUGGGGAGUGAGACUAGCGGGAGAUGCCAGGGCAGAUUCCAAAAGCAGGAAUGUCCGGGACCAGGCCACACAGAUGAAGCUCAGGAUGUCACAUACCAUGGACACUGAGACAGAACCCCAGCUUGGACCUCCCUUGGGCUGAGUGCCAGCUUUAGUGUCAGCUGCUGGUGCUCCGUGCCCUGUAUUUAUUCUUUAAACAGUAGCAAAGGCCGUUUAUUUAUUCCACUUAGAAAGGAAACCUUGUUGGGUGGCUUCUCUCGAUGUCCUGUUUCUGUCCUCCACCUCCCUGGAAUGUAUGUGCCACACCUGCCCUUCUCCCCGGCCAGGCCUGUGGCACGUGAGCUGGUGUGCACAGAUACAAGUAUGUCAUCGUGUAUGACCCUUGACCCAGUUCCCAAGUAGCUCUGCUCCAAGCACCAGAGCAGCCCCUACGAGAGGACUGUGCAAGUCCCCAUGUCCCCAGGUACCUGCUUUUAUUACUUUGGGCAUUCACACGUGUUUCGGUCUCUUGUCUUCCAUGAGCUUUGAGUUUUGCCCCCGAUUCUUCUAAUAUUUCCCAUUGGCAUCCCCCAAAGCUCUAGGCCUGGAGGACCAUCAGGACCCACGGGAUGAGUGGAGUCUCCAGCCCCUGAGAAAGCCACAGGCAAGGCAGGAUUAGAGAGACCAAGAGCAGGGUGGGGUGCCAUGAAAGCCUGUGCCCCUCUCAGGCUCAAGACCCUGCCACUACACCCUCAAGCCUCAGAAGUGGGGUGUUGGACAGCCCUCGGAGAUGAGUGCCUGUCCCCAGCAGUGCAUGCAUGGAGCGCCCCCACACCUGCUUUGGCCCUCUGGCUGUUUCUUUUACUUAAGAAUCAACUCUUUCAGUUGGUUGAUUGAGGACUUGCCUAGCAUGCAGGAAACUUAGGUUCCAUCCCCUGCACCAAUGAGAAUCAAAGCUCAGGAGGCUGAGGCAGGAGGAUUGCUGUACAGAGGUCAUGGCCAUCCCGGGCUAUGUUAAACCUUGCCCUUUAAGAAAAAGAAAAGAAACCAUCUUCCAUCGAAUUUGAGUUCUGUUCGUUUCUGCACAGGUACAAUAGAUGACUUUAUUUGUUGAAAAUGUUUAAUAUAUUUACAUAUAUAUAUAUUUGUAAAAACCAUUUUAAAAGGCUGCUGUAGGGUACCUUUUUUAAAAAAAAAAAAUCUUCCAGUAGAGUAUAAUUUUUAAAGCACAGGAUUGGUGCCAAGACUAGAUAAAGAAUGUAAAUUAUUCCCUUUAUAUUUUGAGGUUCUUUUCCUCUUGGGGCCUUUGUCAGACUGUCAAACCUGACCUGUUCUCAUCUUGGAGUGGAUCACAUUCAAUUGUAUAGAUCCCAGCUUGUCAUCUCAAUCCGGCUGUCCCCCCUGGAUACAGUCGCCAGGCUCUCCUGCGCCCCCCCCCCCACUCCACUGCCCCAGGACUCACCACACCUCUCUGACAUCCCAUCACUGACACCGUAAAGCCUUGUGGCAUGUAUAGUUCUGAAACUCCCGUUCUGUUCUGUUUUAUGACUCAUAAUAGUCGGUAACCUAAUAAAGGAAACUUUGUUAAAAUAUGAAA
Messenger RNA from Arvicanthis niloticus (Nile rat), 3066 nucleotides. RefSeq names its product splA/ryanodine receptor domain and SOCS box containing 1 (gene Spsb1). Gene Ontology annotation, molecular function: protein binding. Gene Ontology annotation, biological process: proteasome-mediated ubiquitin-dependent protein catabolic process. Lineage: Eukaryota; Metazoa; Chordata; Mammalia; Rodentia; Muridae. The record is from RefSeq and is a predicted model, not a curated record. Gene Ontology annotation, cellular component: SCF ubiquitin ligase complex.